AUGCCCUCCCGCUCCGACAUCUUCUACUUCGGCGCCGGCCCCGCGCCGCUGCCCACCCAGGUGCUGGAGCGCGCCUCGUCGGCGCUGCUCAACUACGCGGACAAGGGCAUCGGCAUCUGCGAGAUCUCGCACCGCUCGCCCGAGGCCAACGCCAUCCUGGCCGACGCCAAGGCCGCCAUGACGCAGCUCUACGACAUCCCCGACGACUACGACAUCCUGUUCCUGCAGGGCGGCGGCAGCGGCGAGUUCAGCGCCGUGGUGCACAACCUGGUGGCCGUCUGGGUCGAGCGGCGGCGCGCGGCCAUCGCGGCGGAGCUGGGCGGCGAUGAGGACGAGGUGCUGGCGCGCCUGCGCACCGCGGUCGCCGACGAGCUGCGCGCCGACUACCUCGUCACGGGCUCGUGGUCGCUCAAGGCGUCGCAGGAGGCGGCGCGGCUGCUGGGCCCGCAGCACGUCAACGUCGCCGUCGACGCGCGCAAGGCGGCCGGCGCCGACGGCAAGUUCGGCCUCAUCCCGUCCGAGGCCGAGUGGGCGUUGACGCCGCGCGGCAGGCGGCCGGCGUACGUCUACUACUGCGACAACGAGACGGUGGACGGCGUCGAGAUGCCGGCGGGCUUCCCCGCCGCGCUCGAGGGCGACGACGCGCCGCCCGUGGUCGCCGACAUGUCGUCCAACUUCAUCAGCCGCCGGAUCGACGUGCGCAAGUACGGCGUCAUCUUCGGCGGCGCGCAGAAGAACAUUGGCAACGCCGGCGUGACCAUCGUCAUCGUCAAGAAGAGCCUGCUGUCGACGCGCGCCUCGCCCGAGCUGCUGCGCCAGCUCGGCCUGCCCAUCGCCCCCAUCGUCUUCGACUGGCCGACCAUCGCCAAGAAUAACUCGCUCUACAACACGCUGCCCAUCUUCGACGUCUGGGUCGCCGGCCAGGUCAUGCAGGGCCUGGUUCAGGCGUUCGGUGAGCGCAAGAUUGCCGGCCAGGAGGAGGUCGCCAACAAGAAGGCCGAGCUGCUGUACGGCGUGCUGGACAAGCACCCGGACGUGUACCGGGUUGUGCCCGAUAAGAGCGUCAGGAGCAGGAUGAACCUGUGCUUCAGGGUGUACGGCGGCGACGACGCCAAGGAGAAGGAGUUCCUGGCCGGCGCCGAGAAGAGGGGGCUGACCGGCCUCAAGGGCCACAGGAGCGUUGGUGGCAUCAGGGCUAGCAACUAUAACGCUGUGGCCCCCGAGGGCGCCCAGAAGCUGGCGCAGUACCUGGAGGAUUAUGCCAAGGGCCAGUAA
Messenger RNA from Diplodia corticola, 1275 nucleotides. RefSeq names its product phosphoserine aminotransferase. The transcript is spliced from 2 exons. Gene Ontology annotation, biological process: L-serine biosynthetic process. Gene Ontology annotation, molecular function: pyridoxal phosphate binding; O-phospho-L-serine:2-oxoglutarate transaminase activity. Lineage: Eukaryota; Fungi; Ascomycota; Dothideomycetes; Botryosphaeriales; Botryosphaeriaceae. Gene Ontology annotation, cellular component: cytoplasm. The record is from RefSeq and is a predicted model, not a curated record. The coding region runs from base 1 to 1275 and encodes 424 amino acids.